This is a messenger RNA of Asterias rubens (European starfish), 3617 nucleotides long. RefSeq lists its product as uncharacterized. The record is from RefSeq and is a predicted model, not a curated record. The transcript is spliced from 3 exons. Bases 177 to 2069 code for a protein of 630 amino acids. Lineage: Eukaryota; Metazoa; Echinodermata; Asteroidea; Forcipulatida; Asteriidae.
GGGCUGAUACAUGGUGCUACAUGUCCAAGACUCCUUCUUCCUACAUGUAUGUACAUGUAUGGAUGUUUUUUUGUGUGCAAUAAACCAACUAGAAGUCGACAACAAUGAACUCAUGAUUAUUCAUCUGGAGAUCUGUAUUAACUGACCCCUUUAAAAAUAUUAUACCAGAAAUAAACAUGGAUGUUCAGCGUGGACAUUGCUGGCGUUGUGAAGUUCAACUGGAACAGACCAUUCACUGCCCUGAUUGCAAGAUGGCGGAGUAUUGUAGCUCAAUAUGUGAACACAGAGACAGAGUUAGACAUAGGAGUAGAGAGUGCCCGUUAUUUGGAACAAGAUCAUGCAACACAUGCAAUAAGAAGGGUACAAUGAAAGAGUGUGGAGGUUGCAACAUAGCAUGGUACUGUAACAGAGAGUGUCAAAGUAGUGAUUGGGUCAACCAUAAAGCUUUUUGCAUCAAGGCCAAGGAAGACAUCAAAUCAACAGCAGCUCAAAUUGGACUAUUAAACUUCAGAAUGCAAAAAGAGGGUGGUUCCCCUUAUUAUUUGGGAAACACUAUUGCCAAAGACUUCUUGCAACUCUCUAACAAUGAGUGGUCUGAUGGGUCAAUAAAGAAAACUGACUUGAAUAAAGAUUAUCAUAUAUUGUCAGCCGGUUGCGGAGACUUACGCAACACUGUCUUGACAGCAGCUUCCCUUCCUGCCAGGUACCAAGGAAGUCUUUACAUCACUCUCAAUGACUUUGACCCUUUUGUCAUGGCAAGGAAUGUCUUGUUUCUCUUUAUGUUGGUUCGGUUUGCAGACACUGAGGGAAUUGAGAGCAGUCUGACUACCAUCUGGUACUCAGUUCACAUUACAAAGAAAGAGUAUGACCUGAUCAAGACCAGCUUGGAUGAGCUCAUUCAGAUGACCCCUCAAAGUCUCACAGAGGUCACUCAAGGGUUGGUCAAAGUUCAAGGUAAAGAUCUUGCAGACAUGAGUCAAGUUUGGGACAAAUGGAGAUCACUAGAAUGCCAACGAAAGAUACAAUCCUCAAUAAAUCUCAGAAAACAAAGACAAACUGCAUUUGAGAAAUUUAAACAAAAGCAUGGGGAUAAUGUGAGGUAUUGUUAUACCAAUCCUUUACAGUCACCUGCUGUUAAAAAGCAAACUGAAGAAUGGUUUGACCAUGGUUUGUUCCUCCCCAAAGAGACGAAACAAGGGACAAUGUCAUUUGAUAACCCAACACUAACGGGACGUGGAGCUUCAGCAGCUCCAGGUUAUGAAACGCUAGUUAGGGAUUGGAAUGCACCAAAGGCAAGCCCAAAAGAUUUUGCCUUUGAGUACUGCAUCAGACCAGAUUCACAUCCUUUCAAAGUGUGGGAUUGCUUGAGAGUGAGGGAGUCCGAGACCAGACCCUACCCAACCCCUAUGGUGAUGUAUCACAACUACAUCACAAACCUGAUACAGAAAGUCAAACAUCUAAUUCAGCAGAGAAGACUUUAUAUCCAAGUUUCUCUGGCCAAUUCUAUGGACUUUCCUUCAAUUCAUAAGUCUCUUAAGAUGUCCAACUAUGACCGCAUCUUCACAUCCAAUCUUGCUGACUAUAUUGGUUUUGGGAAGCUUCUACAAACAUUUAAACCCCUUCUAAACCAAAGUAACUGCUCCUCAGUAAUUGUUACUGAAAUAAUAAACUGGAUUGCAUUUCUACCUCAGGCUCUCUGUAAACCUGAGCACAAAGAAUAUCAAAGAUGUAUUGUAGCAUAUUGUCUGGAUACUGGCAGAGAUUUAAAAAAUCUUAUGCGUAAAUUUGAUAUUGGACUCCAUACCUGGAUGGACUACUAUGAUAGUUCCCCUUACUUUCUUGCAUAUCUGCGUGCACAAAUUAUGGGCGGGGGUUUCGGGGUACCACCAUUGACUAAAGUGCCUUCAUUUGGUGAAGUGAUGAAGUACAAUGGUCUAGAAAUGCGUGACUUUCGUAAGAAGCUGAAUCGUCUUGUUCCAUUUCAGUAUCGAGUCAAUGCUCGUGAUUUGAACAUUAUAACUGCAACUGACAGAGCAGUGGAGUGGUAUCUACCACACACUGAUGGCUAAGUUUAACAAAGCUUGGCGUAUAUUUAUUGUUGAUUUCUGAUGUAAAUCUUAUUUUAAUACCCCUUAAAAGAUGCACCGUCACAUAACAAGCAGUGAUUGAGUGGGACUUUUGAAAAUCAGAUAAGUCUUAUACACAGGAAAUUACGGUAGCUAAUAUAAUUUGACUAAAUGAAACCUGUAUCAACAACUACAGUAAAAAAAAAAGUCGAAUCUCUGCAACAAAAUAGCUGUAGACUUGAAUUUUUGUUUUGAAGUUUUUGGCUUUUGGAGAAAUACAAUGAUGUAUGCGUAAUACAUUAGUAUGCCUGAUGAAUAGUGUCAUUAAUUGCAAUUGCCUCAUUAAUUGCAAUUGCUUAAUAAAAAAUUGUAUUAAAUUAUAGAUUUGGUAGCCGAUUCAAUACUAAAUUAAGCUACACUUACUCAUAAUUUGUGUUGAUUGGGAGUGUAAUGACGUGGCAACUGAAAUAGUUUUUGGACUUGAUUUGUUUAUUUGCUCUAUGUAAAAUACUUGUUUACAAUGAGUUUUUUAACUAUUAACCAUGAUCAUUUAUUAAUAUUAAAUUGUAGUGAAAUGAAAAUAGUUUUACUCUGGCCGCACUGCCAUGCUUUUUAUGGCACCGGCCACAUUUACAAAUUUGAGUUUUAAAAAUCAAUCUGCCAAGCUUUUCUCCCAACUUUUUUUUUUAAGUUCAUGCAUUUUAUGAGUGUUCAAAUGCAAUCUUUAUAAUUAUUGGUAAAAAUAGUCAGGAGGAAAAGGCAAAAAGGAACAUCUCAGAACAUCACCAUGAUCACAAAGCAUGUCCAAGCAAUAUUUUUGUGGCCCUUAGGCAGGCCCUGGACCCCACAGAGGCACCCCCUCCCUCCCCCAUCCCUUCAGUGCCGGCCAAGCUUAAAUUUCUAAAACACAGAGCAAGUGGCAGAACUCAUCAAUUUCUUUAUAGGUGCCAAUGGACCAACUUCAAAGCUGAAUUCAUAAAUACUUUUUGUUCAAUACAAGAAAUAGAAGAAAUGACAAAUGAAAACAAAGACUUUUUUCCCUUCAGAUUUUCUCUUAGAAACGCUAUGUCAAGCAACAAAGCAACGCUCAGUAGCAUGCCUCUAUCAGUGAUAACCAACAAUCGGAUGUGGUAUUGAAGCAGCAUAUGAGAUUAAUUCACAUCUCUUGAACACAUCUGACUCUUUUCUAUGAAUCUGUUGUAGUUUUUUCCUUUAAAAACAACAAUAAUUUGACUUUUUCCACUCAAAACCAAUGAUGUACCAUCCCUUUAGAAUCUUUCAUUGUUAUUGUAGUAAAUUAUAUGGAAUCAGCAGUCAAUUACAUGUCAAUAUUUUGAAUAGAAAUUAUUCUCAUGAGACGCAAGUUACAAGCAUGCUUGAAUGUUUGCAUAAAAUUACGUAGGAAAAAUAUUUUGUUCAGAAAAAGUAAUUAUUUAAGGAAUUAAUAAAUUAGACUGUGUAAUAAGAAGGCAGUCAGUUAUUGAUGAGGAUAAAGUGAGAAGCUGCUGAAUAUAUGAGAAUAAAAUAUAAAGGUCUUUGUCAAUCAAUUAA